Molecule: messenger RNA, 987 nt
Organism: Ambispora gerdemannii
Lineage: Eukaryota; Fungi; Glomeromycota; Glomeromycetes; Archaeosporales; Ambisporaceae
Source: the annotation of a GenBank genome assembly
AUGCUGACAAAAUCUCUCUCAAGUUUACUCUUGGUUUCUUUGACGGCCCUUGCGGGCUUAAAUGCGCAAGGUACCAACGUCACUACUAAUAAUGGUUCAGUAAGUGUAAAUACUGGUAACAGUAAUGUUACUGUCACCCCCACUAAUGUUACGGUCUCCACCGGCAAUACUACUGUCUCCACCGGCAAUACUACUACUGUCUCCACCAAUACGACAAACUCUAAUGGAAAUGUUGGUGGUGAGAAAAAGUCAAAGGGUAUUGCAUUUGAUCAUGUCUUUAUUAUCGUGUUCGAAAACACGGAUUUCGAAGUGGCAUACAAUGAGCCCUACUUCAAGAAGCUUUCGCAGCAAGGACUCUUCUACACAAACUUCUCUGCUAUUACGCAUCCGUCACAACCCAACUACUUUGCCCUCACCGCGGGCAGCACAUUUGGCGUCGAUAAUAAUAGCACAAACAUCACUGGUCUUUCAAUUGCUGAUACCCUGGAAGAAAAAAAUCUCACUUGGAAGAAUUAUGCUGAAAACUUCCCAGGGAAUUGCUUCCUCGGUGAAAAUAACACGAAUAAAUUAUAUGUUAGAAAACAUACACCGUUCAUCUCAUAUGCAAAUAUAAAUUCUAAUCCAGCAAGAUGCGCAAACGUUGCCAAUGAAACCGUAUACCAAUCCGACCUAAACAAGGGCACAAUUCCAGACUACGUCUUUUAUACUCCCAACAUGAACAACGACGCCCACGACACAAACAUAACAUUCGCAGCGAAAUAUCUCGAAGGCUUCUUGACUCCUUUGCUUGCAAGUAACUCCUCGUUGCCGAAUAACACCCUUAUUAUCAUUACGUUUGACGAAGGAUCGUAUGACAACGGAAAAGGGACGUAUACCGAAGGUGGAAAACCAUCAACACCUGUACCAGGUGCAGCUUCGUCAAUAGUUUACAGUGGAAUAAUGAUUUCCCUGCUUUCAUUUACCACGAUUUUCUUUAAUCUUCUUUAA